AUGAGGUCGACAACAAACGGCUCACUCCCCCUCGUCCUUGCCUCAUCCACGGAUGACAAGACAGUGGUGGACAUCGACGCCAUUAUGGACAACGUCACCAUUGUGCUUUACAUCAUAACUGUCUUGCUAGGAACAACUGGCAACGCGAUGGUUAUCUGGGUGGCCGGGUUCAAACUCCGUCCCAAGGUCACCAACGUGUGGCUAGUCAACCUGGCUGUGGCUGACUUCAUAUUUUGCCUCACCCGCAUCCUCUCACUGGUCAAGAAGCUCUUCUUCGACCACUGGCCCUUUGGGGUCUUCUUUUGCAAGUUCAACGGGUUCUUUAAGUACGCCAACAUGUUCUGUAGUGUUUUCCUUCUGGCCGUCAUCAGCCUGGACCGGGCAGUGUGCGUCUGGUGGCCCAUCUUCACCAAAAAUCACCGGACGCUCUCGGCAGCGCGGCUCAUCAGCGUUGGGGUGUGGGUAGGAGCAUCCAUUUUGAGCUCCCCCUACUUCGUCUACCGGCAGGUUUACUUGGGCAAGAACAACCUGAGCAAGUGCUCGUUUGAGGUGAAAGAGGCCAUAGAUGGCGACAACACCGCCAAGAAUUGGCUGUACUCCAUUCGCUUCCUGUGUGGCUUUCUGCUCCCCUUCCUGGUCAUCCUCUGCUGCUACGCCAUCGCCGGCUUUGGCAUACGCCGCACGCGGGCUCCGGGGAAGACUCGCCCUCUUCGCAUCCUCGCCUCAUUGGUCUGUGCCUUCUUCCUGUGCUGGGCACCCUACCACUGCCUCCUGCUGGCUAAGAUGGUGGAUAGCAAGACUGCCGUUGUGAAGAUAGGACUGCCUAUAGCUAAAGGCUUUGCCUACUUCAACAGCUGUGUGAACCCGCUGCUGUACUUCUGCAUGGGCCUGGACGUGAGGAGCAGGUUCAGGCAGAGCCUGGCAGGGGUGUACCGGAGGGCCCUAACCGAGGACGAGGACGGGCGCUCCACGCAGUCCAACGAGCGCCCCAUGCAGUCCAACGAGCACACGCAAGGGAGCAGCUGUGUGUCGAGGACACGCAGGGAUGGAGGGGGAAAGGGUCCCUGUCGACACGCCAAGUAUCUGAGGGAAAUGGUGUUUAACGGUGAUAAAGUUGCCGUGGAAACCUUCACAACAGAGGACAGAGGGCAAAAUGUAUCGCUUUCCCCAAAAAUAUUUUGUAUGGUAACAAUGAAGAGCAAUGUAUAUUUUACAAAAAAAUAAGACUCAGUCACCCUAAGGAUUCAGUUCUUCAGAAUCAAGACAACGGGGCCACACGCAUGUAGUAUUUUUACUCUUCUGUUAUUUCAAGUUCAGAAUGAAAAAACAGGGCCUACUGUAGCCAUGGACAAAGUGCUUUUUCACUGUGUAAUGUUUGUUUCUAGACAUGAUUUGAGAGUACUAUACAUAAGAGAAUAAUGCUGUUAGAAUAAAUAAAAUAUUUGGUUUC
Molecule: messenger RNA, 1450 nt
Organism: Hypomesus transpacificus
Lineage: Eukaryota; Metazoa; Chordata; Actinopteri; Osmeriformes; Osmeridae
Product: fMet-Leu-Phe receptor-like
Biological process (GO): complement receptor mediated signaling pathway; positive regulation of cytosolic calcium ion concentration; inflammatory response
Cellular component (GO): plasma membrane
Molecular function (GO): complement receptor activity; G protein-coupled receptor activity
Source: RefSeq, a predicted model, not a curated record